UACCUCUCUUUAUCUUGUAUGAGCGUAUCUAAUGAGAAGAUUGGACAUUCAAUGGCAGACAAUCUUCCAUUAAUUUCCAUAAUCUUCCUUUCAUUUUGCUAUGUAGCUUCAAGCUUUGAUGAAGUGUCCUUUCUCCAGUGCUUUUCACUUCAAGCCAACUCCACUUCCAAAACCACCACAACAAGAGACGAUCCAACUUAUACCUCUCUCCUGCAGUCUACCAUUCAAAACCUCAGAUUCUUGAACACAUCCAUACCAGACCCCCAACUCAUUGUCAGCCCGAUCCAUCCAUCUCACAUACAAGCAGCCAUAGUAUGCUCCCAGAAGCAUGGCGUGCGGAUGCGGGUGCGGAGCGGGGGCCACGACUACGAGGGCCUCUCCUACGUAUCCGAAGUCCCCUUCAUCUUAAUUGAUCCCAUGAACAUGAGGUCGGUUGCAGUGGACGUCGAGCAAGAGAGUGCAUGGGUGGAGAGUGGAGCAACAAUAGGAGAAUUGUACUACGAAAUUUCUCAAAAGAGCGAGGUUUUGGGAUUCUCAGCUGGUACUUGUCCUACUGUUGGAGUUGGAGGACAUGUUAGCGGAGGCGGGUUCGGCAGGAUAUCUCGAAAGUACGGUCUAGCAUCCGACAACGUGAUUGACGCCAAAAUGGUCGAUGUUAAUGGAAAGGUUUUGGAUAGGAAAUCAAUGGGUGAAGAUCUUUUUUGGGCUAUUAGAGGAGGUGGAGGAGCAAGCUUCGGUGUGAUCUUUGCAUGGAAAAUGAAGCUGGUUCAUGUCCCUCCUACCGUUACUGUGUUUGAAUUAGAAAAGAAUAUUGAAGAAAAUGCAACUAUGCUUCUCUACAAGUGGCAAAAUAUUGCACACAAGCUUCAGGAAGACCUCCUCCUCGACGCUUACAUAGGAGUUGUCACUCCAUCUUCAAGUUUGGCGAACAAAACAAUCAACAUCUCUUUCAGGGCGUUGUACCUUGGCGGGAUUGAAAAGAUCCUGCCUUUAAUUCAAGAAAGCUUUCCCGAGUUGGGUUUGACGCGCGAAAGCUGCAUGGAGAUGAGUUGGAUACAAUCCGUCCUUUAUUUCCGAGGAUUCUCUCAAGACGAGUCCACCAGAGUCUUGCUCAACCGGACUCAACCGUCCAAAUCCUUCUACAAGGCGAAAUCCGACUACGUGACGACGCCCAUUCCGGAAACAGCUUUGCAAGGUCUAUGGAGUAAGCUCAUCGAAUACGAGACGUGUUACAUGAUUUUAUCGCCUUAUGGCGGGGUAAUGAGCCAGAUCUCCGACUCGGAGACUCCUUUUCCUCACCGGAGUGGGAACAUGUACAAAAUUCAGUACAUGGUUACUUGGGACAGUGAAGAGGAAAGCAGUCAGCACAUCAAUUGGAUGAGGGAGCUGUACGACUAUAUGGCACCUUAUGUUUCCAGGUUUCCAAGAGCAGCUUUUCUGAAUUACAGGGAUCUUGACUUGGGGAGGAACAACAAUGACAACAAUACUAGUUAUGCUGAAGCAAGUGUCUGGGGUUUGAAAUACUUCAAGAGCAAUUUCAGGAGACUGGCGGAAGUGAAGACGGCCUCCGAUCCGACUAACUUUUUCCGGAACGAGCAAAGCAUUCCCGUGUUGUCACCAAGAAGCCGAUAAGCUUGUUGCCUUCAGAUUGUAUUAGGGAUUAUUAGCCCGUGCUCUGGGGGCAGAACAACAUCAUCACUCUAAAUAAGUGCUGUGACACACUUAGAAACUAUUCAGUGACUAUUGCGACAUAACUAGACAA
Syzygium oleosum is the source of this 1762-nucleotide messenger RNA. Its product is annotated as tetrahydroberberine oxidase-like. The coding region runs from base 19 to 1632 and encodes 537 amino acids. Gene Ontology annotation, molecular function: oxidoreductase activity; FAD binding. The transcript has a single exon. NCBI's taxonomy places the organism in Eukaryota, Viridiplantae, Streptophyta, Magnoliopsida, Myrtales, Myrtaceae. The record is from RefSeq and is a predicted model, not a curated record.